CCAAACUUCUUAAAACUUCGUCAUUUCAAAUGGCCUCCUCUUCGAAUUCGUCAUCUUCUUCACCAAGUCCAAGAAAAGGAGGAUGGACAUAUGAUGUGUUUCUGAGUUUCAGAGGUGAAGACACCCGCAACAACUUUGUUGACCAUCUUUUUUCUGCUCUCACUCUCAAAGGUAUUCACACCUUCAAAGACGACAAAAUGCUGGGCGGAGGCCAACCCAUCUCAGAAGAGCUUGUGAAAGCCAUCGAAGAAUCAAGGUGGGCUGUUGUUGUUUUCUCCAAAAACUACGCCACCUCUUCUUGGUGUUUGGAUGAGCUUUCCAUCAUCAUGGAAUGCCAUGAUCAGGUAGGCCAGAAGGUGUUACCUGUGUUCUACCAUAUCGACCCGUCUGAUGUUCGCAAACAGAAAAGACAUUUUGCAACGCAUAAAGUGAACAAGUGGUUUAAGAGAUACAUGUUUAAGGGUGGAGAGAUGGAUAAAGUGAACAAGUGGAGGGCUGCUUUAACUGCAGCUGCCAGUUUAUCUGGUCAACAUAUCUUGCCUGACCAUGGGGGUGAAGCUGCAUAUAUAAGCAAAAUUGUAGAAGAGAUCUUAGCCGAUAUACAACCUCGUGGUGGUAGCACGGAAAACCAUUUAAUCGGUAUAGAGCCUCGUAUUAAAUUCUUAAUUGGAUUAUUGAAGAUGGAGGCAACCGAAGAGGUCCGCUCGAUGGGGAUAUGGGGAAUGGGAGGGAUUGGCAAGACAACUAUUUCCCGAGCCCUGUAUAACAGAAUCGCUCAUAAGUUUGAGGGUAGCAGCUUUGUCACUGAUGUUAGAGAGAAUAGCUCUAGUAAAAAACAUAUGUGCACCUUACAAGAGAGGAUUCUAAAUGAUAUUCUAGGGGAGUCUCAUGGGUACAAGAUAAAGGAUCGUGAUCAGGGAUCCGAAAUGAUACAAGAAAGGUGUUGUCGAAAGAAGGUUCUUCUUGUUCUUGAUGACGUGAAUGAUGUCGAGCAAUUAGAGUUCCUAGCUGCAACACGUGAGUGGUUUGGUCCAGGAAGUAGAAUCAUUAUAACCACCAGGGAUCGGCAUUUGUUAUCAUCUGUGGAUGUAACGUACAAAGCUGCUAUUUUAAUUGGGGAUCAAGCUGUUGAGCUCUUCAACAGGCAUGCUUUUAACGAAAGAAGCCCUCCAGAAGGAUACGAGGAGUUGUCAAGUCGUGCAAUACAUCAUGCUGGUGGUCUUCCUCUAGCGCUAGAAGUCUUAGGCUCAUUCUUUCGUGGGCGAAAAGCAAAUGAGUGGGAAAGUGCUUUAAUGAGGCUUGCCAAAUCACAAGACGAUAAGAUCUUCGAGACACUCAAGUUAAGUUUUGAUUAUCUAAAUGAUUCUGAGAAACAAAUAUUCCUAGACAUUGUAUGUUUCUACAAGGGGAAAGAUGUAGACUAUGUUACCAGAAUACUUGAUUGCUGUGGUUUUGAGCCGGUUAUAGGGAUUAGUGUUCUUGUUGAAAAAUCUCUUAUAACCAUCUCAUGGGACAAUACACUAGAUAUGCAUGAUCUCGUAGAAGAAAUGGGCCAGAAAGUAGUUCAAGCAAGUGCUCCAAAUAGCAGGCUAUGGGAACUCGAAAAGACCUAUCAUUUUUUGAAUAGUGCAAGCAAGCAGGAACUAGAAUCAGUUGAGGGCAUAGUGCUGCCCCCGCUCCCAUUCCCACUGAGAUCUGGUUUUGUUACUGUGCAUCAUGAAGAGGAUAGAUUGAGCAUGAAUUUGAGUGUUGAUGUUUUUAAAAGCAUGAAGAAUCUUCGGGUACUCCAUUGUGAUGGAAAACUAACUUGUCGUGCACCUACGUUUCUCCCUAAUGAGUUAAGAUGGUUCCGUUGGCAAAAUUACCCGUUCUCUUCUCUUCCUGUGGCACACAUGAGUAAGCUUGUUGGGCUUGAAAUGAAAUAUGGAAAAUUGAAACAUUUAUGGAAGGAGAAAAAGGUAUACGGUGCAUGGAACCCAAUCGCUUAUUUAGCACCAGAAGUUUCUUUGUAUAAAAAUUCAAACUUGAAAUUUAUUAACCUUGUUAGUAGUGAUUAUCUACAAAGGUUUCCAGAUGUCUCAGGGGCACCAAAUAUUGAGAGUAUAAAUUUAAAACUUUGUUGGAAUUUGGUGGAGGUUGAUGAGUCCGUUGGGAGUCUGAAAAAGCUUCUUCACUUGGACAUGUAUGGUUGCUCAAGCCUCAAGUGUCUCCCAUCCAUGCUCCACACGGAAUCCCUAAGAACCCUCAUUCUGUCUCAGUGUCGUUUUCUUGAAAGAAUCCCAGAAUUCUCGCCUUGUAUGGUCAAUCUAUAUAUAUUAGAUAUCAGUCAGUGUCAUACAAUAGAAGAACUGCCAUCGUCCAUAAAAUAUCUCUCUAGACUACAAGAAUUGGAUGUUACAGACUGUAGAAGUCUAAAGAAUAUUCCAAACUCAUUGUCCGUACGUUUAGUCGGUGUAGAAGAAAGCGAAGGAAAGUUUAUUCCAGUACUCUACCCUUAAUAACGGUUAAAUGUUAGCACUUUUGACACUUCCAAAGUUCCAAUCUCUCAACUAUCAAUUACUUUGAU
Erigeron canadensis is the source of this 2566-nucleotide messenger RNA. Its product is annotated as disease resistance protein Roq1-like. Gene Ontology annotation, molecular function: ADP binding. The transcript is spliced from 3 exons. NCBI's taxonomy places the organism in Eukaryota, Viridiplantae, Streptophyta, Magnoliopsida, Asterales, Asteraceae. Gene Ontology annotation, biological process: signal transduction; defense response. The record is from RefSeq and is a predicted model, not a curated record. The coding region runs from base 30 to 2498 and encodes 822 amino acids.